Molecule: messenger RNA, 1059 nt
Organism: Lycium ferocissimum
Lineage: Eukaryota; Viridiplantae; Streptophyta; Magnoliopsida; Solanales; Solanaceae
Exons: 4
Coding region: 1-1059 (352 amino acids)
Source: RefSeq, a predicted model, not a curated record
AUGGGAGUUAGGGUGUAUGUUGAGCUUAAGAGGAAAAAAAGUGUUUUGGGGAUGUAUCCAUUGUGCGUUAGUAUUACAGAUAAUGAUGUUGAGGAGAUUGCAACUGGUGAGUGUGUUUUUAGAGAGGAUGUGCUUCAACUUGGAUACGAUGAUAAUUUGGAGGAUAAGGAUGAGUAUGAUUCUAAUGAAUUCGAUCUGUCAAAUUGUGGUAAGCUUGUUGUAUUGUUCGAGAACGACAACAAAUUGAUUAUUUCCAACGCAGAACAAAAGGAAAUUUUUGUAGAUCAAAUUUACAAGGAUAAGGAUACACUGAAACUUGUAAUGGCAAAUUAUGCUAUUCGCGAACGAUUUAAUUUCAAAACUGAGAGAUCAAAUGCUAUAAGCUAUACAGUCGUAUGUAUGUCGCCUGAAUGUGAAUGGAAAUUACGAGCGUCAAGUGUUGGAAAAUCUGAAAUGUUCAGGGUUAGAUAUUUCCAUGACGAACAUACAUGCCCUUUGAAGGAAAAAGUAUAUUCACAGAGGCAAGCAACAAGUUGGUUUAUUGGGGAAUCGGUUGUUAAGCCGAAAAUAGCAAACCAUAAGAGGAAAGUCAGCCCUGGGGAUAUAAUGGACGACGUAAAAAAUGAAUUCGGCAUAGAUGUUUCUUACAUGCUGGCCUCACUCAAAGCAUUCAUAAAGGGAUUCGAGUGUUGUAGACCAAUAGUGGUAGUGGAUGGUGCACACCUUAAAAGCACGUAUAAUGAUACAUUUGUAUCCGCAAGUACUUUGGAUGGUGCACGUAAUAUUCUGCCACUAGCAUAUGGUUUGAUAGAUUUGGAAAAUGAUAAGUCCUGGACUUGGUUCUUUGAGCAGUUCAAGCAAGCUUAUGGGAUUAGGGAUAACAUGUGUGUCGUGUCCGACAGACAUGAAAGCAUAAUCAAAGCGAUGUAUCGGGUGUAUCCUACUGUUCCUCAUUUGGCCUGCAUAUGGCAUUUGUGGAAAAAUGUGACUAAAAAAUACAAGUCGAAUGAUGAAGUAUUGAGUCCUGUGUUUUAUUCACUUGCCCAUAAAAAGUUGUGA